Pedinophyceae sp. YPF-701 is the source of this 1764-nucleotide messenger RNA. The record is from the annotation of a GenBank genome assembly. Lineage: Eukaryota; Viridiplantae; Chlorophyta; Pedinophyceae.
AUGGCGUGGAACCUCGCGGCGCGCGUGCGCGCCAGGGAGACCGCAGGCGCCCCGCUGGGCCCCACGGUGCACGACCUGCGACGCACCUGGGAGGUUCUGCCGCCCGUGCACCACGCGAGGCUCACCGAGUGCCCCGAGGUCGUCCUCAGGCGCUUCUCGGACAGCGGCAGGCUCCUCCUGGCCUUCUCUAGGCAGCUCACGAGCCUCUUGGCCUACCUGGUCACCUCCGGCGAAGGCGCCGUGUCCAAUUUCGCCCGCGACCGCGACCGCUGCUUCCCGCCCAGCACCCGCAAGCGUCAGCGGACCGACGGAGACGCCGGCGACCGGCCCGCCCAGGCCCCGCGCACCGCAACGGACCCGGCCGAGCCGCCAACGUACUCGCACGGCGCUCCACCCCACACCGCGCCCGGCGAGGGCGCCGCGGAGCGGCAGCGCGGCGGAGAGGCGGCGCGGACGUUCCGCUCGAUGUUUCCGCCGCUCUGGACGUGGAGCGUCGGCCAGGCGCACUCCUGUCUGCACCCUGACGUGUUUCUAAUCACGAAAUCCGAUCGAUUCGUGAUCGUGGCGUCCAUGGGCGCGCCCGCGGGCGCCGAGGGGGCGGCGGCGCCGCGCAGCGCGGUGGGGGGGCGGUCGGUCGCGCUGCACGUCAUCCGGCUGCAGGACGGUGUGUGUACUGCGAGUAUGGAGCUGCCGGAGGGCGUGGAGCUGAGUGGGUGCCGGGGGCUCGAUCUGAUGGGGAGCUUGCUGACCGUGACGUGCCGGUCCACGCAGCAGAUCUGGAUCCUGCAGCUGCACCCGUCCGGAGAUCUGCGCACGCUGCACGAGAUCGGCGGGCUCAACGACGCCCUCGCACUCCCCCCCCUGACGGCGCCCAACUUUGCGCACCCGCUGCCCCCGCGCGCGCCCGCCGCCCGCACCGCGCACGAGCACGGCGCCGACACCGAGCACCACACCACGAUGCUCGGCGCGCUGCAGCAGUGCCUCCUGUCGUCGCUCCUGCGCAGCAUCAUGCAGCGUGACAGCGCAGGGGGGAGGGGCGAAGGCCUGGCGUGGUUCUACCACCAGUUCGACCUCCUCGCGAACGCGUGCGCGCACCGCGCCGUCGUCGUCGGACAGCAGCACCUCGCAGUCAUGUUCGAGGUGCCCAGCCAGCUUCGCAUGAAGGGCUCGGGCGAGUUCACCAGCCGUUACCUGACGGGGAUCUACGACACGGCGACGGGGAAGAUCGAGAAGCUGUGGGGCGGCUGGAACCUUCAACUCGUAUCUGAGAGCUCCUCCGACAUCAUGUCUGCGCGAGCCGUCGGGUGCUGCAGCCUCUGGGACCGAGAACACCCCACCUCCACUGCCCGCAACGUGGACGCCGCUGUCGACGGGGCCGCUGCGCACGGCGCGGCGGCGGCGCAGGCGAGCGCUAGUGAGAACCCUCGCAGUUUCACGUCGUCGUCGCCGUUGCUCGACGGUGCGAUCUUCCGCUGCGUGAACGACGCCGCGCACGCGUCCGCGCACGCGCCGCCCUUCCACGACCCGCUCGUGUCGCUUCAGCCCGUCCGGGCCACCGAAGGGGGGGGGGCCGAGGGCGGUGCGAGGCGGUCGCGGCAGGUCGACGUGACGCCCGUGGCGAACCCGGAGGAGCGAGGCAUGGCGUCUGCGCCCGCGAUGGUCUCGUGCCUGUUCCAUCCCGCACUGCCGAUGAUCCUGACAGCAUCGUAUGACUCAGGGGGGAUGCAAGCCCGGGUGCAGCUCGUGCGCGAGCCGGAGCGCUAG